Messenger RNA from Mercenaria mercenaria, 6131 nucleotides. RefSeq lists its product as uncharacterized. The coding region runs from base 141 to 1859 and encodes 572 amino acids. The transcript has 2 exons. Gene Ontology annotation, cellular component: chromatin; nucleoplasm. Lineage: Eukaryota; Metazoa; Mollusca; Bivalvia; Venerida; Veneridae. The record is from RefSeq and is a predicted model, not a curated record. Gene Ontology annotation, biological process: positive regulation of DNA-templated transcription. Gene Ontology annotation, molecular function: zinc ion binding; ubiquitin-protein transferase activity.
UACUUUUGUAUAGCCUGAUAAUCGCUUUAGCCAAAGAGAGAUAAGAUUGGUGUAAAACUAUUUGUCGUUUAACUAACUGUUGAUAGCCGCUAUCGCAAUAAGCAAACAAGGAAGUGAUAUAUAUAGAAUGUGACAACAAAAUGGCGACUGGAGGGCGUUUAACACGCUCAAGGAUUAACGCUUCUGAUGAAUUUAUUGACUACGCUUGUUCUCCGUGUACGAAGAAAAAUAGGAAAAGCGAAGCUGUGAAAUAUUGUGUGGAAUGUCAGGAGUACUUGUGUACAUCUUGUGUGGAAAGUCACAAUAGUUUCUCAGCUCUUUCGGGCCAUUCUUUACUGGGAAGGUCACAAUUUGGAACUUCAGGUGUGAUAGGUGCCAGAAAUCUACCGUCGGUGCCGACAGAUAGAUGUAAAGUCCAUACAACAAAGCUGGUUGAUAUGUACUGCGCAAACCACGACACUGUCGGAUGUUCUGUUUGUUUCAACAUCAAUCACAAGAAAUGUGAGGACAUACACUACAUAUCUGACUAUGUGCAGAAAGAGAACCCGCGAUCACAGUUUUCACGUUUACAGAGUCAACUAAAUACGACAAUCUUGAAAAUGGAAACACUUGCGAAACAACAACAGCAACUUGAAGUCGAACUACAGAAGAAGAAGGAUAAUUAUCUUGACGAAAUCCAAGCAUUCAGAAUAGAUAUUAACAAAACUAUUGAUCAGUUGGAGCAAGCUACUAUCAAAGAUUUGGAUUGUCAGUUCAAUGUGUUAGACCAGAUGUUCGAAAACGAAAAAAAGUCCAUUCAGAAAACGCUCGAUGACCUGAGAAAACAGAAAUUAUCUAUAGAGAUUUCGGACGCGAAUACAUCACAGCAGUUUGUCAGCUUGAAACUCUGUCAAACAGAAAUUACAGACGCGGAGAAUUUUAUAUCUGGUGGAUCACUGAGUAUAGACAAGAAUAGUAUACGAUUUGAAAGAAACUCCGAAAUCUUAGAUUUUAUGCAGUCUCUGCAUUCACUACAGAAGCCUCAGCAUCAAACGACCGAACAGCGAGUACUUCCACAGAGUAAAAAGCAAUCAUUAUACCAAGUAAAAACCGAAGAUUCCUUUAAUAUUAGGUUGCCGAAAGGCCAACAGAUAUGUGACAUUUGGUCACUGUGUUUGCUUUACUCUGGUGACGUACUUCUAGCCGAUAACGCAAACAAAGUACUGAAGCUUGUAGAUGGUGUAACGUACAAGAUUACGAAGUCAAUUAGGAUGCCCGAGGAACCACAUUAUGUCAAUACUGUAAAUACUGAAGAAGCCAUUGUCUGCCUGAAAGGUUAUAGUCUGCAGUUUGUGUCUACUCGAGAUCAGCUUAUACUAACCCGCAGGUUAAUGAUAGAUCAUUGUUGUUUAGGUGUUUGUGGUAUUGCCUGUAACAUAUUCGUUACUAGUGGAAAAGAAAGGAAUAUUUUUAAGUAUGACAUGAAUGGAACACUUCUGAAAAAAAUUACUGGUGAAAACAUUUUUUCCUGGAAUCGUGAUAUUUCAGGAAGUGAAGACAAGAAAGCGAUAUAUGUGACUGAUUGUGACAAAGGACUGAUAAAAAUGGACUUGGAAGGUAAUAUCAUUUGGAAAAUUUCGGGAAAAGGUUUAAAAAAUGCAUUUGGCUUAUGUACAGAUGGGCUUGGCAACGUGUUUGUUGCUGAUAAUGGCUCAAAUACUGUCGGACAAGUAACCUAUGAUGGGAAGUACCUUGGCAGUGUAGUAACAGGAGCUAGCUGUGUGAAGAGAACAAAUGGAGUGUGCUUUAGCAGCAAGGAAUCGAAAUUGUUUGUGUCUAGAAGCUUUUGUAACGACAUUUAUGUGUAUUCUCUUGAAUAGGUAUUUUUUAAAAGACAUCUGUUUAUAAUGGUUUAAGUUUGUUGAAAAAAAUGACUAGGAUGAUUCAAUGGUUAAUGCAGACACACAUAAAGCUCGAUAUAAAGUAUGUAAAACUAUUUGACUCCUAUUACUUUGCUCGAAAAUAAGACUCACAGGCAAGAGGAAAAAAACUGCUCUACAAAUGUUUCAUCCUUAUGCUUGAGGUGACUGGAUCUACAAAAUAACAUCUUAUGGCAUUUGUACUUGUGAACUAAAGCAGCGGUCUGCUUCAGAGAAAACAAACGUAUAGCAAGGAGAUCCAGGAUCACUUUACAAUGUUUCAAAGGAACUUAUGAUUGAAUGUGUUUGUUUAGCCUUGGCGUUUGGUAACAUUUGUCCUUAUUUUCAUAGUUAUAUUCAAAAUAGUUAGUGUUACUGGAAUUAUUUCUGAUAUACCGGUAUUGUUUAUUCAUUCAACAAAUAAUUACGUGUACGGUAAACAUUUUUUCGGCGACGCCGUCUGAAUUCGUUUUCGUUACCUAUGCCACGUGACUUCAGUUUGCAAAUCAAACUACUUGAUAUCGCAUUAUAGAUAAUUUAUCAAAAUGGAAGAUUUAUGCAACACACUGCCUGAUUGGACGAGAGUGUCAAUUUCUUUCACUCUGUUGAUUGUGCUACGCUGAGUGAAAUGUAGACAAAGCGUUUAUCCUAAACGACGCUGUUCACAGUUUUAAAGCUAACUUUGGCUCAGUAUAUUUAGCAAGAAUAUUGAUAUAUCUCAAAAUGAUAAGUAAGUUUAAUAAAUAUGAUAAAAACCUGUUCAAAUACCAACAUAUAUCAAAUUAAAGAAAGAGCUGAAUACGGUCUGCGUAUCACAUGAAUAAGGGUGUGAUAAGAGUCUUUUAUGUAGAGAAGUGCUUUUUAAAAGAUUUUCCUUGUUACAAUUGUCGUCUGUAUAUGAAAAGGUUUCUUGCUUUUGUGACUUAUUCAGAUUGCAUAUUAAAAUGAGUACUUGUUUGCUUUGAUAUAUUUGUAAUAAAUUAUUUAACUGAUUUAUUAUAUAUGAAUAUUUUUCUUUAGUAAGGUAUGCAAUUAUUGAACUCGGUUGAAAUCUGUUUUAUUAUAUAUAUGCUAUAUAAUGACUGAAUCUCAUUACACUGAAAUGAAGGUACGCUGCAUACAGUUUAUCUAUGUGAUAUGACAACGGUCAAACUUUGCUUAUGAAACAGAAAUAUUGAAAUAAUUACAAUUGUAUGUUUUGCUUGCCCUUCACUUUCUUAUAGGUGUGACGUCAUUGUCCAAAGAUUCAUGAAUAGCGGAUAUGCUAUUAGUUAAAGCGGGAUCAGUUGGCCUAUUUUAUAAAUAAAUAAAAAUAAUAAAUGAAAAAAUCUUUUAAUUGAUUUUUUUCUCAUGUAUUCUAAUCAAACUUGAUUUGUAGCAUCUUUAUUAGGCCCGCAGCCAACUUUGUUCAGCUGGGACAUUCGACCCCUUUUAGGGGCUGCUAGAGCUAAAACUAGAAAUGCCUUUAUACAGCGUCUCAUGAACAGCUUGGUGGAUCUUUGUCAUACUUGGUCUGCAGCAUCAUUAUAAGGUCCUCUUCCAAAUUUAUUUAUAUAGGAACUUGGGCCCUAUUAGGGACCACUAUAGCUAAAAGUAGAUAUGCCUUUCUUCGCAUUAACAACUAAAAUGUAAUGGAUUUUUAUCAAACUCGAUGUGUAACAACAUCGUAAGGUCUCCUGCUACUUUGUUACAAAUGGGGAUAGGGUCCAAUUUAGCUAAAACUAUAAACACGUUUAAUGACCUCUUUUCAUGAACCGCUUCAUGAAUCUUCAUCAAACCACUGCUGUAAUUAUUCGUCUAAGGAUAAACGAAACAAAAUUGCAACCCUACGAAACCUUUGAGAAAAAUUAAAAGAGAACCAUUUAAAUUGAUUUAAUCAUAUUUUAUUGCUCUUUGAUAUAUUAUUACAAUUACAAUUCAAACAUACAUAAUCAAAGGGCAAAAGGGUCGGACAACAAGUUUUGACAACAUUAGAGACUGUCCUUCCCUUAACCUGUAGUUAGAAAAAACGAACACAAAAAAAAACCCAUUUAAUUUGUUAAAGUGCGGUGUUUAGUUUUGCAAUUUGAAAAAUGUUAGAUGAAAGAUGAAUGUUAGAUGAAAAAUUCAUAAACUUCUUUCCUUAUUACAAUUCGCCGACCAUCAUUUUUAAAGAUAUUUCUUGUUAUAAUAUAUUUCUGAUUAAGGUUAUUUAUUUUAUAACUGAAUGAGACGCCUACGAAAACUGCAUGUGUUUAAAAGUGUGUAGCACAAACGAGAAUAGAAUAUGAGGCUGUUAGUAUACAAAAAUGUAUUUUAUUGAAAGAAACUGUGUUUCCAUUAUAUAUAUUAAGUUAUGUUCGAGACUGUAAAUAUUAAUUGGGUUUUUGACCAACAGAAAGUAAAUGGUUUAGUUUAUAGCGCUGUGCUAUAAAAAAAUAAAAAAAUAAAGUAAAAGAAAUGAUUCUCAAGUGGUGCAAAUAUCCCAUCUGACUGUGCGAUAUAUACUGUAUCAUUUUUAUACAUACUCAGUUCAAAGCCUUGACAAACACAACUUGUUGCGCGGUUGAUAAAAGACUGAAAGGGUAAGGCCGCCUACUAAAUUUACUUGCCCCUCACUGGUAUGGGUUCGAAACCUCACUUUCUUUAUGUGUGCAAGCUAUCCAACAGCCUUGCUGGCUAACAGAAGGUCGUUGAUUCUGCCCUUGACUUAGAUAAUAUCUGGAGUGCCACUUGGGGUGUUCCUCCAUCAUCAAAAGGUGGAAAUUGACAACAGACCUAUAUAGUUUCAGUGUGACUAUACACCAUACCAAUAAUAAAGAAACAUUAUGCGACACCAGCAUAUGGAAACAACAAUAACGAUUUUAGCUUAAACGUAAUGCUCUAUCUGUACACUGAUCAAAUAGAUUGUUUUGUAAACAAACUUGCUACAUAAAUGUCAAAGGAUAGGGUAUUCUUUUAACUAAAGUAGUGCAUUUCACAUCAAAUGUCAUUAAGAGAAGAAGUCUAAUAAGACAUGCCUUGUGUUCUGAUUAUAUAUGUUAAAGUAUGUAUGUAAACAUAUCACCGUUCAAAAACGUAUAUUGCUGGGCAUAAAUAUUUUUAAAUCAAAAAGAUGUCUUCUUUUCCUUCAAAUCUAAGUAAAGCUGGAAAUAAAAUGAUUUAAAUCAUUUCUUGUAUUCUUGUAUAUACUAACUAUAAGCCAAUUCUAUAAAAUAUUCUAAAAUAUUAUGCAGUUAUCGUACACAUAUUUAACUAUCCUAAAACUGAAUUGCGGUGAUUUUCUUUGUAUUACAUACUUCAAAAACAAUCUUAUGUGUAAUUAUUAUAAUCUGCUUGUUCCGAUAUAUUAUAUGGUACACGUGAAUAAUGUUUCUAGACAUGAAUUACAUUUCACUACAAUAACGUUUUUGUAUAUAUUAAAAUAACUGUUGGUAAAUCAGUCAUUUCGAGAUUAUCUCAGUAUUUUUUCUUAUAUGUGUUUAGAAGAAAUUUAUCCAUGCUAUCCGUCUAGGGGCCUCCGUGGCCGAGUGGUUAAGGUCGCUGACUUCAAAUCACUUGCCCCUCAUCGAUGUGGGCUCGAGCCUCACUCGGGGCGUUGAAUUCUUCAUGUGAGGAAGCCAUCCAGCUGGCUUACGGAAGGUCGGUGGUUCUACCCAGGUGCCCGCUCGUGAUGAAACAAUGCACGGAGGGGCACCUGGGGUCUUCCUCCACCAUUUAAGCUGGAAAGUCGCCAUAUGACCUAUCAUGUGUCGGUGCGACGUUAAAUCCAAAAAAAAAAAAUGCUAUCCGUCUUGCGUUUUCGUUUCGGUAAGAUUGACAAAUCUGUGGAUAUAGUAUACUGGUGUUAAAAUAAGUAGCCUUUCUUACGUUUCGUUUCGGUAAGAUCGGUAACUUAGUGCUGUUUUUAUAUGUCUAUUUAUGUUAAUGUGUUUACCGUUUGACAAUAUAAAUGUAACGCAAAUGCAUAACUUUCAAUCACAGUUUUCCUUCAAGAAAUGCAGAAUUUAAAGAUGUUUAAUUCCUAAAAUCUGUUGACUUUCUUUUCUUUUCAUAAGAAUGUGAUUACAUAUCUGUAUUAUAUAUAGUUUGAUGUAAUUAACAGAAACAUUGUAACAUAAUUUAAAUCAUUAAUGUUAAAUGAAAAGGUCGUAAAAACUAAUUGUCAGACGUUCUCCAAAUUUAAGUGUUUGUAAUUAUUUAUGUUUUCACUGUUCGUCAUAUAUUUGUGUAUGCUUGUUAUGCCAUGAUAGG